GCGCACGCGUCGAUCCAUAAACAAUUGAAUGGUGGGGGUGGCGUGUGCCGCCAUUUUGCUGCGAUGCUUUGUGUCUGGCUUUGGCUUCACUGAAGAAAAUCUAUUUUUCGUGGUUUCUCGACGACGAACGUGAGGAUUUUCCGGCGCCGCCUUGCAGUAAAUAUGAUGCCCAUACAAGAUGUGGUUGAGAAGUGAGCGAAGCAAAAGCUUUAAAGCACUUACACUUUACCGCAAUAAAAUUAAAAAGUUGAAGAGACCACAAAAGAGGUGUUCCACGAAGUUUGGCCCAGUUUUGGGCAAGGAUGCUGUUAAGCUGGCUGACAAGGAAAGUAAGGAGGAUCUGCAAUCGCAACUUGUUCCUGAGAUCUACGACAAUGAAUUAAACUCGCACUUGGAGCGGUCCUUAGAAAAGCAGCAGAAUAUUUCUAAUGCCAAAGUGGAGAGUCAGUCAGAGGUGAGGAUGUUGGAGAUGUCGAACAACGUUGAUCUGCCGAAAGAGAUCGAGUAUUCGAGCAUCGAGGGAAAUGACCUGAACAUUAGCUGUGGUGAAACGAUGCACCAUGUUGAUAUAUACAAAACACAAGAAUAUCAGAAUUAUACGGAGAAGAUCUGCGAAUAUUAUGAUUACACUUUGAAGACCGAUUACCAAGAUUUGCACAUCGAUCUAAGUAAUGUGAACACCCAGGAUUUCUCCACGCUCCUAGACGAGGAGAUGACCAAGAACGGAGAACUGUUAAAUAUCAACAGCUACGAUUAUACUACUUUAUACAAUCAUCCAAUGCCAGACCCUAGUUUGAUCAGUGGAGUAGUCCAGAGCGAGGAAAGGCUUGAUAAGCAGCCGGAGCAUGUAGAAGUCGAAGACACUUGGGAGGCAUUUGACCCGUACGUUUUUAUCAAACAUUUGCCUCCUCUCACCUUCGAGAUGCGAUCAAAAUGUCCAGCACUACCGCUGAAGACUAGAUCGAGUCCAGAGUUUAGCUUGGUGCUUGACCUGGAUGAAACCCUAGUACACUGCAGCCUCCAAGAACUAUCGGAUGCGAGUUUCCACUUUCCAGUCCUAUUCCAGGAUUGCUCUUACACAGUAUAUGUAAGAACAAGACCGUACUUUAAAGAGUUUAUGGAGAAAGUUGCCUCCAUGUUUGAGGUAAUUUUGUUUACUGCAAGUAAGAGAGUUUACGCCGACAAGCUCCUCAAUCUACUGGAUCCAGAGAGAAAAUGGAUCAAGUACAGAUUGUUCAGAGAACAUUGCGUUUGCGUCAAUGGAAAUUAUAUCAAAGACCUCUCAAUACUUGGAAGAGAUCUGAGCAAAACUAUCAUCGUCGAUAAUUCACCGCAGGCUUUCGGUUAUCACUUGAACAACGGCAUUCCCAUUGAGAGUUGGUUCGUCGAUCGCACAGACUCAGAAUUGAUGAAACUUUUGCCGUUCCUCGAGGACCUCGUGCAAUUGCAAGAAGAUGUUCGUCCACAUAUCCGCAAUAAAUUCAAACUGUUCAGCUACUUGCCGCCGGAUUAAGUCCUAGCGAUAUUGUAAGAGACAAUCACUGUUAAAAACUGGUUAGAUGUUUUGAAAACAAAAAUAUAUAAUCUCAAAUAUUUACGCUCGCUAACCCGGCUAGCCAAUCGACCGAUUCUCGAAAUUUAAAGAACCUUUUAGGGCUUCCAGCCAAUUUUUCUUUGAAAAAAUAUUAUAUAUAUAUAUAUGAAUUCCGUCCCUUGAAUCAUCCAAAAAAAAAGUCUAUACUUUAUUCCUAAAUUGUUUGGAAGUCUUUCAUCUUUAUGUGCCUGAUUUGGUUUCCUAAAUUAGUGCGAAUUGUGAUAUUUGUUUAUUGUUGAAAAUGUUCUGUUUCUUUUCUUCUUAUCUUUUCAUAUUGUAUAUUUUACAAAUUUCUAAUUGGUCCUUUGGCGUACGGGUCUCGUUCGUAUACAUAAUCGGAUAGGGAUCAAAACAUUAUUUAGUUCUUGCCUAUUCUCUUUACUCUUUUUUCAAACAUUAUUUUUUUCUGUUUACGAACAAGUUUUCUUUUAUACACGUUACUGCAUAUUCAUUUUUUUCGUCGACCAAAAUUAGGUUGUUAUGCACAAUGUAUCAAAAGUGAUGAUAUACAUUCAUAUUCUAUCAAUUUUUGAAACUGUUCUUUUUUUGAGUAUGCUAUAUGUGUGUAUAGGUAUAUCUAAAUAUGUAUGUUUGUGUAUAUAUUUAUAUAUGUGCAUAUAUAUUUAUGUGUGUGGAAAUUGUUUCUACAUACAUUAUCGUACUAUUAUUAUUAUUAUUAUGAACUU
Nicrophorus vespilloides is the source of this 2280-nucleotide messenger RNA. Its product is annotated as CTD small phosphatase-like protein 2. The record is from RefSeq and is a predicted model, not a curated record. The transcript is spliced from 4 exons. The coding region runs from base 179 to 1513 and encodes 444 amino acids. NCBI's taxonomy places the organism in Eukaryota, Metazoa, Arthropoda, Insecta, Coleoptera, Silphidae. Gene Ontology annotation, molecular function: phosphoprotein phosphatase activity.